AACAAGCUCCUUCCCAGCCCGCGACCGACACCUUCGUUACCCUUACCGGUUGAAACUCCGCGAACGGACUAUCGCUGUGAGGAGUUAAUAAACAAAAGCUCCUAACAGAUCUGAAGGAAUCGGCAUAAAUGUAAACAAAUUUGGAGGAAGAUCGCGGACGACCAAAAAGCCUUGUCUUGUGUCACAAGUUGUGACGGAAGCGUCGCGUUUUACCGGUGCAUUAUCCAGUUUGGUAUACAACCAGCUGAUAUACGAUCCAUCUAUCCCACUCCACGUGAUCAGUGUAACGUAUGAAGAAUUUCCCUCAAUUACCUGGAAGGAAACAAGAUAUUUUCAGUGAAGAUUAGACAGUGAUGACGACACUGAGAGUUCUCACCCUCAACUGCUGGGGUGUGUUUAUCCCGGGUACAGUCAAGUAUCGACGUGAACGUAUUGAGGCGAUUGCAGAGGAUAUCUCUCAGCAGCAUUAUGACAUUGUCGUAUUAUGUGAGGUAUGGUUGAAGAGUGAUUACCAACGCCUGUGUAAAAAACUUAUACCCAGAAUGCCACAUUCCCACUAUUUCUACAGUGGCGCCAUUGGCAGCGGCGUGUGUAUGUUCUCCGUCCACCCAAUGAUUGAGACCGUCUUCCACCAGUUUUCUCUCAAUGGAUUUGCACACAAGCCCUACCACGGGGACUGGUUCGGGGGCAAAGGUGUCGGACUCUGCAAGUUCAACGUCAACGGCUUGACGGUCAAUGUGUAUGGAUCACAUUUCCAUGCCGAGUACAGACGUGACCAUGACGAGUACCUGGCUCACCGCGUCGCCCAGGCCUUCCAGAUCAGCCAGUUUGUGAGACUGACGUCGGAGGCGUGUGACCUCGUGCUGCUUGGGGGGGACCUGAACGUGGAGCCAGUGGACUUGGGGUAUAAGCUGAUCCGGACCAAUGCCCACUUGCUGGACUGCUGGCUGGACAAGAAGCGGACGUCAGGAUAUGAGCAUGGCAACACAGAUGAGGUCCCCAGCAACAGCUUCUCCAGCCCACAGCCGGGCUACCCCGAUGGGAAGCGCAUCGACUACUGGCUCUACAGACCUAGUCCAAACAAAAGUGUGAGUGUGGAGGAGUGCAGCGUCAUCAUGAACAAGAUCCCCGGGCGCAGCUACAACUUCUCCGACCACGAGGCCGUGCUGGCCGUGCUGCGCCUAGAGACGGGCGACUCCGCAGAGUCUGCAGAAUCACGGGAUGCCAGGUUGUCAGAGAGAGACAAUCUUCUGGGGAUAGCAUUGACAGAACUAGAGCGUGGACAGAAACAGACAGAGAGUGACAAGAGUUUCUUCCAGGUCCAGGUGUUGGUGCUGAGCGUCCUCCUGUAUCUCCUGGAGACGUCGGGAGGGCUUGUACCCUCGGCCCCGCUCCUCCUCUCUCUCGUCAAGCUGCUGCUAAUCAUUGCCAUCGCUGUUUGUGCAUGGACAGGAUUUAUAGUGAAGAGGAUCGAGGUACACGGGCUGCAGACAGUCGCUGCUGACGUCGUCAACCUCAUCGAGAGUUCAGCUAGGUCAAAGGUGAAGCCAGAGAUCACAGAACCUCAUGUUCUUACUUGAAUGGAGGGGUGGAGACCAGAUGGGUGCUUGCAACAUCCAAGACAGGACCAAGUCAAUACUGAGACGUUAUGGCACUGAGGGGGACCAAACGAUUAGGUUUUGUGAUACAAGUUCUAUUUAUUUGUUUUGUAUUGUAUGUUUCCUUCUAAAUAUCUCUGGUUCAGAA
Haliotis rufescens (red abalone) is the source of this 1746-nucleotide messenger RNA. RefSeq names its product sphingomyelin phosphodiesterase 2-like. Gene Ontology annotation, cellular component: cytoplasm. NCBI's taxonomy places the organism in Eukaryota, Metazoa, Mollusca, Gastropoda, Lepetellida, Haliotidae. The coding region runs from base 354 to 1580 and encodes 408 amino acids. The record is from RefSeq and is a predicted model, not a curated record. Gene Ontology annotation, molecular function: sphingomyelin phosphodiesterase activity. The transcript has 11 exons.